AUGCCACAGCAAGAUGUCAAAACCGAGAACGAAAAUGUGAAGUAUGUUGAACCGAAGGACCGCGACACUGAGGCCGGUGCAGUGGACGACGAGUACGAUCCAGCCGCCGUCGCCGCUCUCGUCUGGAAACAAGAUUUGAGAAUAGUUCCGCUGUCGGCUGUUAUCUAUCUGCUGUGUUAUCUCGAUCGGUCAAACAUAGGAAAUGCGAAAGUCUUAAACGUGGAUACUGGCGAUGACCUACUGAUGGAAACUGGAAUGUCGAAUUACGAGUAUACCAUCGCGCUCAUGGUGUUUCUGAUUGCAUACGGUAUCUUCGACAUCCCGUCCAACUACUUCCUCAAGAAACUACGUCCCAGUCGCUGGAUCGCCUUUCUCAUGUUCUCCUGGGGCGCGACGACAAUCGGGCUCGGUGGUGCCAACAACUACGCCCAGGUCACUGGUAUCCGGUUCCUUCUCGGCGUCUCCGAGGCGGGUCUUUUUCCCGGUCUCGUCUACUAUCUCACAUUCUGGUACCGUACAUCUGAGCGAUCGCUGCGAGUCGCGUUGAUCCUUGCCUCUGCCACUCUCGCGGGUGCAUUUGGCGGCGCGAUUGCGUACGGAGUCGGAUAUCUCAAUGGAACCCAUGGGCACUCCGGGUGGCGCUGGCUGUUCUGGAUUGAAGGGGCUCCAUCUUGUGCGUGUGCGAUACUCGUGUGGGUUUUCCUCCCGGACUAUCCAGAGUCAGCCAGGUGGUUGGCAGCCGAGGAAAAGGAGUUGGCAACCCGACGUUUACAGGUCGAGGGAUCAAAAGGAGACGCAAAAUCGAUGAGGUGGGCUGACGCAAAGGCUGUGUUGAUGGACUGGCGCCUGUACCUGCAUUAUGCGGUCUACUUUGGCAUCUCUACACCCUACUCGAGCCUGUCGUUGUUCACGCCAUCGAUCACGGCCGGCCUGGGCUAUCAGAAUUUAAAGGCCCAGUUAAUGACCGUUCCUCCCUACGCGGUCUCGUACGUGGUUACCGUUGUUGUAGCCUGGUCAGCGGAUCAUCAUAAUGCCCGCGGCCUCCACUCGGCCAUCUUCUCCUUGAUCGGCGCAAUGGGCUUCCUCGCGUCCGCUGUCCUCCCGGCAGAUGCAUACCUACAACGCUACGGCUGCCUCAUCGUCGCUUCGAGCGGCGCCUUCUCCUGCAUCCCGCCACUCCUCGGCUGGCUCUCGUCAAACCUGCACUCCACUGCCGCAGCCGGGCUGGCAAUCGCAAUCAACGUCACAUUCGGCGCCCCGGGCCAAAUUGUCGGAGUCUGGAUCUACAAGGCGAAUGAGGCGCAUCGAGGGUAUCCGACGGGCCAUUGGACGAAUGCGGCGUUGCUGCUGUUCGUUUGUGUCGGGUGUGUUGUUUUGCACACAUACUAUGUCUUUUUGAAUCGGAAGCGAAGGGCUGAGGGGGUGAGGGUUUAUGCUUAUUAG
Messenger RNA from Aspergillus calidoustus, 1443 nucleotides. NCBI's taxonomy places the organism in Eukaryota, Fungi, Ascomycota, Eurotiomycetes, Eurotiales, Aspergillaceae. The record is from the annotation of a GenBank genome assembly.